CGUACAUAAUUCGACCGACACAGCUAUUUAAGUGAAUAUCAAAUGCGUAUAUCAAAAAACAAUUCAACAUGUCGUUAGAAAGAGAGUUAGAAUACAGUUUGGGUAAAGAACACAUUCCAAGGUACAACCACAUAGCCAAGUGUGCUACAUGGAUUGAUGAAAAAUCAACAUUCUUUUUGCGUAAACUGUAUAUUGGGGAAACGUCUGUGCCAAUAGAAUUUGGAGAUGUCACGAUGGUGUUCCAACCAAAAUUUAUUUUGAAGGAAAUAGAGAGUUUAUUUGGCCCUCUUCAAAAACGACCGGAUGAACUAUUAACUGAAUAUGAUACUGCGCCGCAGGAAACAAACGAAUUUCAGCCGAAAAUAAGUGUUACGUAUUCCCAAGACAAAAACACCGGAGAUGAUGGGUAUGUCGUAAAAGCCGAAAAUGAAGACAACAUGAGAGUCAGAGUAGUGAGUGAGAAAAAAAUUCAAGAGGCAUUGGGUUCAAUCCUUGAAAAAAUUGUGUUAAAGCAAUUCGUGGUCAAAUUCAGCAGAAUAAAGCAAACGGUUAAUGAGAAACAACUAGGGCAAGGACUUGCCGACAAGAACAGUUAUUCGAUAGAGAUGAAUAAACUGAAUGCAUUCGAACGAGAGAGCCUAGUGGACACAAUACGUGAGGGACAAGCGCUUUUAAGGAGGUUUGGCCACUACGAAGCACAAAUCAACAGUAGUCCCUCAUCGACGGAUGAAAAAAUUUUAGACGCAGUAUUCGGCGUAGACGGGAAUGUCAAGGGCUGUGGAUUCAGGGACGGACAACUCCAAAUACAUGUGCAUAAACCUAGUAUACCAAGCGAAAGGCAAAGAAUAAAAAGUGAACUGACAAACGUUCUGCAGAAUUUAAAAAUCAACAGCGUGGUUGUUUUUGGCGAUUACGACAUCACCCCUUUUUCGGGAUCCCAAGUUGGAGAUAAAGCUGAGAACAUUUUGGGUAAAACAGGAACGCUUGGUGGUUUUGCUCAAAUAGAAGGUCAUCUUCCUCAAAGUGAAAGCAAACUUUGUGCUCUCUUUGCGAGACAUUUUGCAGAUCCCGAUGAAGACAACGAAGAACCUCCAGUACAAAUAUUUCAUCAAAGUGGUAACAAAACAAAGCUUGGAGUGGUUCAUCGAGGAAAUGAAAGAAGCAAAUAUGAUAUUUCUGCUGUAGCAGUUGUAUCUGAGGUCGAAAACAACAAAUUCAAAACUUCUGAGGGCCUAUAUUCACCCAGCCAACUAUGCCUUUACGAACAUGAUCAACUGGCAAAUCUUGAGGAACUACAAGUCUACAUUUGGGCAAAUGGAGAGGCGACUCCACGACGAGGAAAGAUCGCAAUUCCGUACUAUCGCCUUAGUUCAAUCGAUGGUCAUUACGUGUUGAUUGAGACAUUUGUGAGUGGGAUAGAGAAACCAACGCGCUUGUGA
This is a messenger RNA of Mya arenaria, 1439 nucleotides long. RefSeq lists its product as uncharacterized. The transcript has 3 exons. The record is from RefSeq and is a predicted model, not a curated record. Lineage: Eukaryota; Metazoa; Mollusca; Bivalvia; Myida; Myidae. The coding region runs from base 69 to 1439 and encodes 456 amino acids.